CGGGUUCGUGUAGUUUAACGUCCGGAGCUGCGCAGUGGAGGUCAGCUGACAGUUGUGACCAACCAGCGGGUGUAACAUCUCAACUCAGGAGACCCCGAACCGAGAAAAAAGCCUCCCUCUGUCUGCGCUCACCGUUAUCAGCCGCGGAGAACCGGACAGCCUUCACCCCCGUUACCCGGCCACGUCUUCCCGCCUCCUGCAGGAUGAGUGUCGGCGCUCCGAGAGGCCUGGCCAGCUCGGGGCAGAAGCCCAUCGCGGAGAUCCUUCAUCCGCUCUCUGCCGCCGAGGAGCCGCUCUCGGUCCCAGUCAACGUCGGAGGGGAGAAGGAAGCGGGGCUGACCAAUGGCACGCCAGUUGAGACGUCGAGUCCCGCCUCCGCGUCCUCGCUGUUCAACAGGCUGCAGCUGGACGACGACCUGGAAGCAGACGUCAGGGACCUCUACGCCUCAACCGAAACCCGCGACCUGUUUGUGACAGUGGACGACCCAAAGAAGCACGUCUCCACUAUGGAGACCUACAUCACUUACAGAGUCUCCACCAAGACAUCAAGAAUAGAGUUUGACCUGCCGGAGUACUGUGUGCGGCGGCGCUACCAAGACUUUGACUGGCUGAGGAUCAAGUUGGAGGAGAGCCAGCCGACCCACCUCAUCCCUCCGCUGCCAGAGAAGUUCGUGAUGAAGGGCGUGGUCGAUCGUUUCUCGGAGGAGUUUGUGGAGACGAGGAUGAAAGCUUUGGACAAGUUCCUGAAGCGGGUUGCCGACCACCCUGUCCUCUCCUUCAACCCACAUCUAAACGCUUUCCUGUCUGCCAAGGACCUGAACAAGCGUCAGGGUCUGGCACUGCUGACCAAGGUGGGCGAGUCCGUGAAGCACGUGGCCGGAGGGUACAAGCUGCGGGCACGGCCGCCUGAGUUCUGCGCCAUGGGAGAAUACCUGGACACAUUCAGCCAGAAACUGGGAACCAUCGACCGCAUCGCUCAGAGGAUCCUCAAAGAGCAGUCAGAGUACCUGACGGAGCUGCGUGAGUACGGCACCGUGUACUCCAGCUGGGCCGGGUCUGAGGAGGAGCUGCGCCGUCCCCUGGAGGGCGUGGCCAGCUGCGUGGCAACGUGCUGCAGAGCGCUGGAGGACCAGAGUGAGAACAUGAGCCAGGACUUCCUGCCCGUUCUCAGAGAGUACAUCCUCUACAUAGAGUCCAUGAAGAAUGUUUUGAGGAAGCGAGAUCAGACCCAGGCGGAGUAUGAGGGUCGACUAGAAGCAGCCAUAUUGCGCAAACAAGAGGACAAAACGCCAAUGCCAGUGGAGGUGGAGAAAUGCCAGGACAAAGUUGAGUGUUUCAACGCGGACCUAAAGGCAGACUGGGAGCGCUGGCAGAGCAACAAGAGACAAGACUUCAAACAGCUUCUCACCGGCAUGGCCGACAAAAACAUCAACCACUAUGAAAAGUGCCAGGCAGCGUGGGAGUCGCUCGUAACUCUCCUGCAGGACAAACAGACUGAGGACAAAACGAGUGAGACGAACUGAAACACCUCCUCAUGUCCCUGCACCUCCCCCCCUCUCUGUGAAACGCACUCUCAUGCCAAGGAAAAGUGCCAACCGGGCCGCAGGUUUGGACUGCUGGACUCUGCCCGCGUUCGCCUGGGAGACGACUGGACGGAGGGGAGUCGUCAUUACCUGAUGUAAUGAGUGGCGCGUUCAAGGACAGCGAGGAAAGAGGAGAGACCUACUAUGUACAGACAUUUUCCUUUUUGGUUUUGUUUUUUUGUCGUCGUUCUUAUUGACUUUUUUCUACUUCAUAUUUCAGAUUAACAGUCAGUCGCUGCCCGUGUUUAUUUAACUGCGGUCUCGGGAGAGUUUUCUGCCUGUUCUUAAGUGUGAAUGAUAACUCUUAAGCAAAAAACCAGAUAUGGAUAUCGUGCGAAGUUUUGAAGCAUUCAGAGCAUCCCGGAGAUUACCUUUCUCCUGUCAGGUUGUAACAACCUCUUCACACAACUUAACACUCUCCACUCACGACUCUUAGAGGCAUCAUAUCGGCUCUAAAUCUAACGGACCAUUCCUGUUGUUUUUGCAUGUUUCAGCACAUUAACUCUUAUACAUGCCAUUUACUGUUGCUCAUCUUUCCAGCAGGUUUAUACAUUUUAUAGUUUUCCCAUUUACUCGUAACCAUUCUUGAAUCGUGACGCGGCUUUUGUGCUCAAACAGAAAUAACGCUUGGACGGGGAUGAAGCAGGAGGUGUAGCAACGAACCUCAGUAAAAACCCUGUGAUAAUUCUUCAAAGUGUAAACUUUAGGAUGUAUUUUUGACUCGUAGGCACCACAUUUACCAACAAGUUAUGAAUGUUGAGCUCUAUCAGGGAAGUGAUCCACACGGCAAAGUUGAUUGUGCUCGUGGUUUGAGGGAGUGUAGCAGCACCACCUGGUGGUUAAGAUGCUAAUGGCUUUCAGUCUUUUGAAACUGGUGUUUGCUUUAGAUAUCACAUGUUUUUUUUUUUUUUUUUUAAACAAUGGCAAUUUCAACGGGCUGUAGGGAGAUCAGUGAAGGCUUUAAGUCAGCUGGGGAUGUAAAAGGGCAGGUUUACUCAAUGACAAGCACACUGAGAGAAACAAAGGCGAAGAGUCCAGUGGUACACUAAUGUAUUCUCUUUAAAGGGGUGAAAACAAUCGGGUGUCAGCUUUUUAGAGGCAGAUCUUUUAUAGAACAUCUCUGAAAGGAACGAACACUGCAUUGGGAACACGUGGUAUAAUCGCAUCCCAUUAACAAAAUGUUAGUCCCAUUUCAAGAAGGAGAAGUUCUUGGAAGCGGGCUCUGACCUGAGAUAACUUAAACAUGUUGAUUCUGCUAACCUGUAGAGGAACAGAGCAGUUCACAUCCCUGCUGUGUCAUGUAAGCACCCUGGAAAAUUAAAUCAACCAGCACUCAGAAGAGUUCUGUGAAAGCUUUUCGGGACAGCAAAAAGAAAAUAUUCUGAGUGGUUCGUCCCUCACUUUAAAAGCUGAAGUUGCUUGCUUUAAAAAGGCCAUAUGUUGUUUUGGAGAAGAAAUUCAAAUUCAGCUGUUUUCAGAUGACUAUUAGGUCUCCAGAACACUGUUUGAAGUUAGAAGUGAACAAGUUAGUAUCAGACUUUUUUGCGUCACACUUGUUUCCUCUUUUCUUAUUUUUUGGCUCAAAAUGUUGCUCAUGUGGCCUUAAAGGAAAAAUCCAUUCAGUGUGCAAUCUCUGCUAAAACCUGUUUACUUUCAAAAUGUUCUCCCAUUUAUCAUUGAUUGAUGAUUGAUCCCUUAAAUAUUGUUCAAAUUUUAUUUUGUCGAUUUAAAAAAAACAAACAUUUAUUUAUUAACUCGGCAUGAAGUAGCAAAAAGCUGGACCAAUGAUGACGAGGGCGGACUCCGUCAGUGGCAUCUUCAUCAGAACAAGCUUUACAAAGACGCUGAUUUUAGGGUUUUGUUCAUGUGUGGCACAGAUCCGACCAUGUUGUAGCCUCAAACUGGAAAAAGAAAACAAUUUUUUCCAAAAAGUAUACAAAGAAUUUCUGAGUUUCUUUAGCAUCCUUUUAUUUAUUGACAGGAUUUUCAGAAAUAAGGUGCUGAUGUGACUUUCUGGUCUGUGCUUCAUGAAGAAGUUUUAGUUUCAAGAACAGAAAAUCUUGUGGUUUUUUUUUUUUUGUCUUUGAAUGGCCUUCGCCCUAUUUUUUUCAGGCUGCUGUCACAUUGCUGCGCCUGUCCUCGGUGUAGCCAAAUGCGAGAGAGGAAGUGACUGUGGCUGCCUGCAAACUGGUUUUGGUACUUUGUCAGUUCUCUUUUUAUCUGUCCUUCAUGUUUUCCCCUUGAGCUUUAAAAGCACGGAGCAGCUACUGUUUCCUCUUCUUCUGUCGGCAAGGCGACGCGUGAAGACAACUUAAUUUCUAUGUGUUUGUUCUAAGAAGGAGAGAAGCUUUCAGGGUGGGUUUUCUGUGAUCUAGCCUCGAGGCAGUUACAGCGGACAGUACUGUUGAUUCACUGAUGCUAAGAUGCUGUAUUUGUACCAAAACAUUAAAAUCAACUAAGAAGAGCCACGGUUGAAAAUCAAAACAGAAACUUCUUAAAGUGGUUUCCCAGACUGACUUUUUUGGUUAUUCAGUUAAUAACAGCAGCCAUUCAAGCUAAAUUAAAAACACCCUGGAGAGGAUGUGACCACUAGUAGCGCCAUGGAGCAGUUUUUUUUAUGAACCGGUCAUCAGUUAGUUCGUAUCUCAUGGAAAGACACAGCAUCCUGGUGGGGAAAAGCUGAAUACUUCUGUUUGUUUACAAGAAAACUCAACAGGGCACCUUUCAACCUCAUUGUUAUACCAGACUUUAAAGGGGCUCUGUGGAACUUCUCUCAUUUGUUUAUGUUGGCGUAUGUUAGCUUUUGUUGCUCUCUAUUGAGACGCUGAGACGAGGCACUCGAGAUCGUGAAAACAGCCAGAUCCUUUAGGCUCUCGCGGAAAAUCCGACCGGAGUCCUUCACAAAGAAAUCCACAGUCCAGCAGCUUUCAACAGCUUAAACAGAUCGUCCACAGGCUUGUAGGGGCAACCGAGAGAGAUGGAGGUCUCCUUUUUCAUAUCGCGAAACAAUCUGCCCACAGUGGAAAGUGAUUAAUACAUGUAAAUUGCCGCAAAUUGUUGCACAGGGCCCCUUUUAAAGCGCUACAUUUCAAACCUGUUCAAAAUUUAGCGCGCUGAACUCUGAAACUUGAUUUAGAAGUCACCUGCACAAAGUCAACAGCUAAUGUUCACUGUAAGCCAAGAACAUUUUAUUAUUGACUUGAUGAAAAAGAGCUAAGGAAUUGGACAUGUAGCAAAUAAUUGAAGUUUUUUUUAAAAAUGAUCUGAUAGGAUCAGAUCAGUACUUGUGUCUGUUACAGCUGAGCACUGUACGAGGCAUCAGUGCAUCUGUAGACUUUCCUGCUAUUGAUGUAAAUGAAGUAAUGACCUGAUGAAGGGACCUGAGCGGGGCGCUGAAUGUUUUGGGAUCAUUCAGGCUUGAUUUGAAAUUCUUUUUGCUCUAAUGGCAAUAUACUGUAUAUUCAAUAUACCCCAGUGUACAGCUGAAUUAUAUGGUGCAGCUGAGUCUAUUUUUGUACAAAAGAAGCAGGAGAUCAUUGUUGGGUUUCCACUGAGUAAGCAACACAUGUUAGAAGGGAGUUUUUUGUAAAUUAUUUUUGAUGCUCAUUGGAAGCCUAACAGUAGUUCUCUGAUUCAUUUAGCUCUUCUUAGCCAUUGUAAAAUCACCAUCAUAUACUGUGUGCCUGCUGAUUUGUUUUUGCACUAUAUACAGAGCUCCGCCCCUCGGGCAGACAUGUCUGCUAAAAAACAUUAAACUAAAAAAACUGUAAUUGCUUUUUUGCAGUUGCCAAAAAUGAAAAUAAAUAGUGUGGUGUUGAGUUGGUUGAGGCGUUUCUUAUGUCUCAGUUUGGAAACUUUGCUCGGUGAUGUAAAGAAAGGCAUCGUCUGCAAACAGGGACAAACUGGCUGCGGUUGUAAAGACGGGAGUGUCGUGAGAGACAGGAUUUUUUGCUUUCCUAAAUGUACAAAUCAAAUCUUUUCAAAGCCAAAUGUCCCCAUCUUUUCCUCCUGGCUUCUCCACAUUGAUUCACACAUGAAGAGAAGUUCUGAUUUGCAACGCAACGACAAACCUGAUCAAUCAAACCUGUGUGAAAGCUUCAAAGUCAGACGAUUUAUGAAGGUGUGGAUCUAGCUUCAGUCUUCUUUUUUAAAAAAAAAAAUCUCUGUUCCUCCCCAGUGUGUACUGUUUACGUUCAGAGUUUUUAUUGUACAUUUGGAUGUUAACAACAUCUUGUUGUAAUUAUAAAUAAGCUUGUAUAUUGAUGUUGUUUUGAUGCAAUUUAUCUUUACCUCAAAUGAUUUUUUUGGAUAUAUUGGACCAAUAAUAAAAAGAAUGAAUGCAUUUGA
Molecule: messenger RNA, 5930 nt
Organism: Acanthopagrus latus (yellowfin seabream)
Lineage: Eukaryota; Metazoa; Chordata; Actinopteri; Spariformes; Sparidae
Gene: snx30
Product: sorting nexin family member 30
Exons: 9
Coding region: 204-1523 (439 amino acids)
Molecular function (GO): phosphatidylinositol binding
Source: RefSeq, a predicted model, not a curated record